This is a messenger RNA of Populus euphratica (Euphrates poplar), 2619 nucleotides long. RefSeq names its product F-box/kelch-repeat protein At1g15670-like. The coding region runs from base 1225 to 2301 and encodes 358 amino acids. Gene Ontology annotation, molecular function: protein binding. The record is from RefSeq and is a predicted model, not a curated record. Lineage: Eukaryota; Viridiplantae; Streptophyta; Magnoliopsida; Malpighiales; Salicaceae. Gene Ontology annotation, biological process: regulation of phenylpropanoid metabolic process; negative regulation of cytokinin-activated signaling pathway. The transcript is spliced from 2 exons.
AAAGUAAACUACAUGUAAAGUUACAAUGAAACUCCCACCCUUUUUAACUUUUCUUUUAAAAGCAUUACUUUGAGUGAUCUUGCAGUGAAGAAGAUCGGCAACAGCUUUCGUUUUCCAAAUUCAAACAUUAAAGGGCUUGAUGGAGAAGGUGAAAAGUUUGGGAUAUUAAAAAAAUUCGAGCUAGAGAAAGAUUUGCUGUAUCGUGGCAUGAAUUCUAAUCCUAAUUAUAUACCGACUUUACAGCAUACUUCUCUUGGGUUUAGGAUUGGUUUGGCCUCACAGUGAAAACCUUGCGGGAUUUAACAACGCUCGAUCGAAUUGCGAUUAAGAUAUAUUUCCUGGCAUGGAAUCAUCUAAUUAGCCGAACCGAGUAUAAAUAGUCAUCGAACCCUAAACGGCAAACCAGCUGCCUCUCUCCUUCCUUCACUCUCCCGCGCAGCCGCCGCCCAAGAUUGGCCUUGGUCCUUCACCAUCGCGAGAAGAAACAGUCACCCACGAACCACCUUUCUCUCAACUUCCUGCCUCUCUCUUCUCUCAUCCAACCAGUUUCGGGUUCUGUGAGAUCUCUUGGAAAAUCACCAAUUUUAUUCUCUUUUGUAUUUAACUUUCUCUCUCUCUUCCCAAGGAAGGGAGGAAGAGGAGUGGAAGGGAGAAGAUGGAGGAGAGUAAGGGUCCGAAGAAGGUGAUGUCGGCAUGUGAUGUGGAGGCGUUGAAGAAAUGUUUGGAAGAAAAUAAAGGGGAUUACGUCAAGUGUCAGUCCCAGAUUGAGGCCUUCAAGUCUUCCUGUUCUCUCAACAAGCAUCCUCCUUCUACUACCUCUAUGGAAUCCCAAACAAAGACGGCUUAAUGAACUCAGUUAUUUCUGGUUUGGGAGAGGUUUCUUCUUAGAUUUUGACGGUGACCCACUUUCUCCAAUUUAUUUUAACGUAUUGGGCAUAUGUUCUUCAAUUUUUUGUAUUAGUUUGCCUAAUGAAAUUGGUUUUAUUUUAUGAUACUAAUUAGAUAUGUUCUCAUGUUGAAUCCUUUAUUUGUUCAAAUAACACUAUCUGAAUUCCCAUUUGGUAGGGCUCACGCAGUACAAGAACUCCUAGAUCGUAUAAACUGAAUUCGGUUGAUUUGUGAGGUAGUUCAUUGUUAUAGGGAGUUCUUUUUACUGGUGUUCAUGGCGAGGCUUUCAUCAGUCAACUUUGGGUGGAACUUGAUGGUUAAUUUUCAGCGUUUCACAUGCUAAUCCCAAGCCUCCCUAAUGAUAUUGCUACCGAAUGCUUGAUACGCUUGCCAUUUCAACACUUUCCUGCAGCGACGUUGGCAUGCGAAGACUGGAAACUUGAGAUUGAGUCACCAGAGUUUUUUCAAAGUCGAAAGGUUGCUGGUUAUAGCCAACCCACCAUUGUUAUGACAGUAGCAAGGGUUGGUGAAGAAACAGGAGGUGGCAGUCAGAAAAAUCCAAGAAGCCCAACAAUUUAUAGGCUUGCAUUUUGUGACCUUAAAACGGGAACAUGGGGUGAGUUGCAGCCAAUUCCAGAAUUCUCAAAAGGUCUGCCGAUGUUUUGCCAAUUGGCCGUGGCUGGUUUAAAUCUGGUGGUGAUUGGCGGGUGGGAUCCAGAAACUUGCAGGGUAUCCAACGCCGUGUUUAUAUACAGUUUCGUGUCAGCCACGUGGCGUCGUGGGGCUGACAUGCCUGGUGUUAAGAGGUCACUUUUUGGUUGUGCAGCGGAUAUUAAUGGCGACAAGGUGUAUGUUGCGGGGGGGCAUGACGAGGAAAAGAAUGCAUUAACUUCUGUUUUGGGAUAUGAUGUGGCAAAGGAUGAUUGGAUUAAAUUGCCCAACAUGGCGAGGGAGCGUGACGAGUGCAAUGCCGUGUUCCAUUCUGGCAAAAUCCAUGUCUUUGGCGGGUACUCCACGGAAGCACAAGGUGUUUUCGAUGCAAGUUCUGAGGCCUUUGAUCUUGACGAGUGGCGGUGGGUUCAAAUGCAAGAGAACUUUUUAGGAACAAACAUGAGUGCAAGAACCUGUGUGGCUGAUAGUAAUGGAAGGUUUUGCAUAUGUCAAGGUAGUGAGGUGAUGGUUGCAGACGAGGAUGCCGACUGGCGGAGAGUUGCUGAGUUGCCGAUUGAUAUGGGCGGCGUCCCUGCUUGUGUGAUGAUGGGCCAGAAUAAAUUACUUGUGAUUGGGUCUGCAAAAUCUGAUGAUCCCCAUAUGUUCUACGAGUUGGAUUUGGAGAGAUGCAUAUGGACCAAGCUGGAGGCUCCAAAACAGCACUCGGGCCAUGUUCAAUCAAUUUGUUUUCUGGAGAUCUAAGUUUUACCAGUAUUUGGGCACUAAAUCUUAACUCAAGGAAGAGAUUAACUAAAUAUCAUCUGUUAUCAUUAUCAUUUUUCUUAUAAAUCUAUGUAUUAUCAUUUCGUUUGUUGAAUGGUAUUAAGAUCAAGUGUUUUCAUGCAUGCUUUUUACCCUAACAUCAGCUAUGGUUCGAGAGUGUUUCGACAAGUGGGUCAAACAGACACAGACUUAGAAUUUCUUUUCGCAAGCAAAUGUCAACGAAAUUACUCAGGAUCCAUAUUUCUCAUGACCAGAGAAUUCAAACAUUCAUUGUUUGCAGCCCUUAAAACCCUCACC